This is a messenger RNA of Nicotiana attenuata, 462 nucleotides long. Its product is annotated as RNA-directed DNA polymerase homolog. Bases 1 to 462 code for a protein of 153 amino acids. The transcript has 2 exons. Lineage: Eukaryota; Viridiplantae; Streptophyta; Magnoliopsida; Solanales; Solanaceae. The record is from RefSeq and is a predicted model, not a curated record.
AUGCCUCGUGAUUCUCUUGAUGUUCCUGUUUCUGUAUCUACACUGGUUGGAGAUUCUAUAGUAGUUGAUCAGCUGUAUAGGUCUUGUGUUGUUACCAUUAAUGGUUUUGAUACUGUAGUUGAUAUUCUGUUGUUGGAUAUGGUGGAUUUUGAGAUUGAUUUGAGAUCUGACUACCAUCAUGUGAAGAAUAGGGCAUGGGAUGUCCCUAAGGUAGCUUUUCAAACAUGUUGUGGUCACUACGAGUUCUUGGUGAUGUUACUUGGCUUGACUAAUGCUCCAACAACCUUCAAAGAUUUUAUGAAUCAAGUGUUCAAGCCGUAUAUGGAUUCUUUCGUCAUCGUCUUUAUUGAUGAUAUUUGGUUUUACUCUCACAGUCGAGAAGAGCAUGAGCAGAACCUACGAAUCAUACUUCAGAAGAAGGAUCAUCAGCUAUAUGCCAAGUUUUUGAAGUGUGAGUUCUAG